Molecule: messenger RNA, 2254 nt
Organism: Sphaerodactylus townsendi
Lineage: Eukaryota; Metazoa; Chordata; Lepidosauria; Squamata; Sphaerodactylidae
Product: palmitoyltransferase ZDHHC11-like
Exons: 11
Coding region: 38-1219 (393 amino acids)
Biological process (GO): protein targeting to membrane; peptidyl-L-cysteine S-palmitoylation
Cellular component (GO): endoplasmic reticulum; Golgi apparatus
Molecular function (GO): protein-cysteine S-palmitoyltransferase activity
Source: RefSeq, a predicted model, not a curated record
CCUCCAGGUUGUCAGAUCUGAAGGUCUUUGGCAGGGAAUGAAGACAGACUGGGCAGGAGACUGUGUGGUAGUUGUGAGGUGCAGGCACAAUUCGAUGAUCUGCUUUGAUGAGAAGUUGCAGCGGAUAGGACCUGCGGAGCAGAACCGACGCAACGGCCUCACCCUGGCCCCUCCACACUCUCGAGUAAAUGGCUGGUCGUUGCCUCUCCACUCCUUCCAGGUAGUCACCUUGGGGCUUUAUGCCUACCUGGCUAUUGUGGGUUUUGGCAUCUACAUCCCUCUUCUCCCUCACAGAUGGAAAUACGCGGCCUAUGCUGUGAUUGGCCUACUUUUUGUGCACCAUUUAAUUAAUCAUCUGGUUGCUGCCACCAUCGAUCCAGCGGAUCGGAAUGUCUUGGCCAAGAAGAAUUACCGCAAGCCCAUGCCAGUUUUUGAUCGCAGCAAGUGCAAGCAUGUGAUUGAAAACCAGCACUGCUACCUUUGUGACGCUGAAGUAGGGCCAAAGGUCAAACACUGCAGCACCUGCAAUAAAUGCAUUGCAGGCUUCGACCACCAUUGCAACUGGUUAAAUAACUGCGUUGGAAGCAAAAAUUACUGGUUUUUCUUCAACGCAGUGGCUUCAUCGGUGCUUGGACUUUUUCUACUGAUCUUGGUGAUCCUAUAUGUCUUCAUCCAGUAUUUUGUCAGCCCAGCAGAGCUCCGGACAUCUCCUCAGUUUGAAAGUAUUGCAGGAAAUGCUUUCUGGUUGGGUCUGUUCUUCCACGUUGCUCAAGUAGAGACGCGAGGUGUAGCCAUCAUAUCUCGCAGCCCUAUAACUCUGCUUUUGGGAGUUUGGCUUCUUUCCUACUGCUUUGGACAUUUUGCUGAUGUUCACCUUUUACCUCUAAUAGAAUGGUCGCGGGGAAAAAGGGGUGAAUUUUCCACCUUUCUAUUUGAUUUUCCAGUCCUCUCUCUUGAUACACAAGCCCGAUUUCCCUCCAUUCCAACAGGCAAGAAAAGAGACCAUGUGCCAACGGAGAGAGUGGGUAAGAAGUUGAGCACGUACGAAUACAUGACUCGACAUCGACCCAGAAGCAACACUGUGUCUCAGGAAACGAAUGUGGCAAGAACGCUAGAGGGCUCUAGCAGAAUGGAACGCUUACAGGAUUUACCUGAAAUAAGACAACCAAAUCAUUUGGAAGUUGCGGCGCUCCCAGUAUCAGAAACACUUGGCCCAUAAUGCAGUUGGAGUAACGACGUCAGGGACAGCCAGCUUCCACCCCCAUGGCCUUAGCUAUGAGGAUUUUCCAGAGGAAUUUCAGAAUGGGACAGUACGGAGUUCCAUCACCAGAUGUAUAUCAUAAAGCAUUAUUUCGGCAACGGUGGACAGCUAGUUAUCGUUCUGUUGAGAUCUGCUGGCUGUGUCACAGUCAGACAAGACAAGAGGGGGCCCUCCCUUCACAGCAUGAGCAACCGUGCUCCUUUUGACCUAUGAGGAGGGGCUGUUAAUACCGAAGACUCUGGGAUGUCAAGAACUUGAUUCACUGGUACCGUCAACUGAAGUGCAAAUUGGACAUCGCAGUGUUCCCUGUUUUGUGAUAACAGGGAGCUUUGUCGAACUUUUCGCCUGCUGGCAAUGAAUCUCCGGAGACUGUAGAUGUGGUUCAAGCUGGCUGAGGGAGUUCCCCGUUGAGUUGACGGGUGGACGAGUAACAAAUGCCAGGGAGAGGCUCUGAGGCCUACGCUGAUGCUUUCUCUGUAUUCAAUCGGCAAACGUACGCAGCGGAAGAUGGCUGGAUAUGGACAAUUAUUUGGGCUUGCCGGUGGGAGAAACCAGAAUCACAGCGUCCUGCCGAGUCUGUAUCGAGUGUUGCUACAAGAAGGGCUUCUUAUUGAAACUCCAACUGGCCAAGACUUCUCUUUUCCUUGAGCUUAAUUUUUACUGCGAAAACCAGUUUUUGUCAGCCGUGGAUCGCGUUUGUCUCUUUUAUUUUUUAAUUCAGCUUUUUCAAAAAAAAUAAUUUGUACGAUUUUGGCAGCUGGCGCAGUAGGAAUGUUUUAACGAACCCCCCAAAGCACAAAGGGGCGAGUUGUCUGUACUAACGUCCUGUGUCAAAACGGAGCCUUCGACACUGAAAUUUGCAUGAAGGCUAUUUCAGAUUUGCACUUUAUGUCAGGAUGGGGUGCCUUUUUUAAAUACAGGGGAAUUCUCGAGGGGUUUUUUUAAAGCAAAAUAUUUCUAAUAGCGAUGUGCUUAUUCGGUCAUGUUUUUCGU